UCUGAGAGCGCGAUAAUGAGGUGUGCUUCUGGGUUGGCGUAUCCGCGUGUGUAAAAUCAUACUUACAUUUUGUGGUUUGUGUUUUUUCGUUCGUAUGCACACUGCCCUCGUCGUUACACAACACAGCACCUGCCCAGUGAAAGCUAGGACAAAAGCCCCGUCUUCGAAAGUUCCAACGAAAGCCCUGUCUUCUACUUUUCCGAAGAACAGCAUAGAAAAGAUGGCUCAACAGUGGAAUUCCUCUGGACGGUCCCUGGCCAACUUGCCGGACCCGGUUCAAAUCCAGAAGCAGAAGGACGCUUUCUCCCAAAUGCUGGAGCAGCAGGUACUAUAUCACUUUUGACUUCUCAAUCUCAACCGCGGAACAAUUGGGGAACGCAUCACAGCGCGUCGUCCCAUCUGCAUGAAAAAUGUUCUUGAGAUCGAUUCGCGUAAAUCAAAAAAUCACAUCAGAUGAAGCAAGGGCUGGAAUCUUUGGAAACGCAGCUGAAAAAUCAAAAGCAGUUCAUUAUCAACCUCGAGUCGUGGAGUCAAAGAAUAAAGUCAAAGCUAUGCAUGUUGAAUUCCGCAGCGUUUCGUAAUUUCAGAUUUACAUUGUUGAAAAACGCGACGUGAUGAUUUUCAUGUCCAAUGUGAUGCUGCAAAAUUUUCGAUGUUUCUUUGACGUCACUCAAGAGUUUGGUAGGAUAGUGAUGCGUGAACAGGCCACUCAGCAGAAGCAGCAGUACGCCAUGCAAAUCGACAUGCAGCUGAAGCAGGAGGUACGAGUUACGAAGUCUCGUUCAGAAAGGCGGCGCUAUUAUCCUACGAACACAAACUUAGGAGGAUCACAUGAGAGUAUGUCAAGCUUCAAGCGUUCUUUUCGAACAUUGUGUGUUUUCCAAUACUACUAAACAGGAAAUGGCUUUGGAGCAGCAGCGUCAGGAGAAGGUGAUGCAGCUGCAGCAGUCGAUUGCCCACCAGAAGCAGCAGAUGGAGCAGCAGACGAUGGCCAUGCUGAUCGAGUACCAGCAGCGCAAGGCAGAGGAGGAAAUGGCGCGCAACCAAUACGAAAUGGAGCGCAAGCAGCAGGAGAUGGAAUCCAAAAUGAAAAAGGUACCACAUACGAGGAAUUUUGGAUUAUUUUUCUACGUGCUUCAUGCGUAAGGGUAUGGGUAUGCGAUGGCGAUCGUUCUGUUAAUGGCGCGUACGCACUCAGGAUCGUGAGUGGUUGAUCUAUUAAUCCAAAAUAUCGCGAACAGGAAAUGGAGAAGUUCUCUACGAGCUUUUCCAGCGGCUUCGAUAUGGGUUCCAGUAACAAGUGGGGCGCUUCUAAGUCCGGCUACUACUGAGCGGCCUGCAGGGUGCAGCUGUUGUUGAUCGUUGUUUUCAUCUCACGAUUUCUUUACCUCUGCUUUCGCUGUGAAAGAAUUUUGUACUUCUGCUUGCAAAAAGUUGAUUAUGAAAGUUAUUGUAGCGAUCAUUGAUUUGUUAAGGUUUCGAAUGACUCGAGAAAAUUGUAUACUCAUCGGUAUUUCAAUCCGUUUGAUACGAUAGGAUUGUGAAAUUGGUACAUUGUAAAACGCAAAAUCCCAUAAUAAAGUAGCGGCUGUAUAUUAGCAUGAGUGACAAAAGUGUGCAUUCACCAGUGUAGAAUGUAGUGAAAACGGUACCAACACAUGGAUUUUCAGAUGUUGUUGCGCGCGAAAGUGGUAUGUGCAUGUACAUGCGGGACAAGAAAAGAAGGUAUACACGAAG
Amoebophrya sp. A120 is the source of this 1737-nucleotide messenger RNA. NCBI's taxonomy places the organism in Eukaryota, Dinophyceae, Syndiniales, Amoebophryaceae. The record is from the annotation of a GenBank genome assembly.